Erigeron canadensis is the source of this 1864-nucleotide messenger RNA. RefSeq names its product cytochrome P450 CYP82D47-like. The coding region runs from base 46 to 1638 and encodes 530 amino acids. Lineage: Eukaryota; Viridiplantae; Streptophyta; Magnoliopsida; Asterales; Asteraceae. The record is from RefSeq and is a predicted model, not a curated record. Gene Ontology annotation, biological process: defense response to other organism. Gene Ontology annotation, molecular function: heme binding; oxidoreductase activity, acting on paired donors, with incorporation or reduction of molecular oxygen; monooxygenase activity. The transcript is spliced from 2 exons.
UCUUUGAAUAUAUACAAACCCCUUUUAUGCACAGAAAAUAUUGUUAUGGAUUUACCUCUAUCUUUCAUAUUCUCGGUAGCCACCAUAUUCGGUUUACUGGUCUUUGGUUAUCUGGCAUGGAUAAAAGCUCGAGCCAAUAGCAGCAAUAACGGAAAGGGAAAGAAAGUACCAGAAGCUGUGGGGUCAUGGCCGAUAAUUGGUCACUUGCAUCUUUUAGCUGGUUCUCAAGUGCAUCACAAACUGUUGGGGUCUAUGGCUGACAAGUUUGGACCCAUUUUCACUAUAAAGCUUGGUGUUCAUCCUGUUUUAAUAGUUAGCAAUUCAGCAAUGGCCAAACAGUGCUUAACUACGAACGACAGAGUUUUUGCUAGUCGACCAAAAACUAUGGCAAGCGAAAUCCUCGGCUACAACUAUGCUACAUUUGGCGUUGCCCCAUAUGGUCCAUACUGGCGUGAGAUACGCAAGAUAAUUUUGCUUGAACUGAUGUCUCAUCAAAGUCGUAAAAUGUUUGCACAUAUCCGAGUAUCUGAAGUGAAGUCAUCCAUAUCAGACAUGUAUAAAACUUGUAAAAGAGAUGAGGGGUCUUCUGAAAUGAUGACAAAAGUUGAAAUGAAAGAAUGGUUUGGAAACUUGAUGCUGGACAUUGUUGUGAGGAUGAUAUUUGGCGUCCGUUUUUCCCAUGGUCAACAAAAUGAAGAUGAAUACAAGAAGGCCAUUAGGAGGGUUUUUGUACUAUUUGGUGCGUCUGUGCCAUCCGAUGCCAUCCCUGGGUUAAGGUGGUUAGAUAUUGGAGGAUAUGAGAAGACGAUGAAGAAGACAGCAAUCGAGAUUGAUGCUAUGAUCGAUGGGUGGUUAGAAGGGCACAAAAAGAUGCUUGGUUUUAAGGAGCAGGCAAACGAGAGCACAGACCGAGGCUUCAUGGCCAUCUUGUUAUCUCGUCUUCAAGAACGAAAAGAGGAUCUUUAUGGAUUCAGCACUGAUGUGGUUGUGAAAUCCACAUGCAUGGCAUUGUUACUAGCAGGCACUGACACGACAAGUUCAACUCUAACAUGGGCAUUAUCUUUACUAGUUAACAAUCCUCAUGUGUUGGAAAAAUGUCAAAAAGAGCUCGAAAAAUAUGUGGGAAAGGAUAGAUUUGUUGAGGAGUCGGAUUUGAAGAACUUGGUCUAUCUUCAAGCAAUCAUAAAAGAAACGAUGCGACUUUAUCCAGCUGCACCACUUUCUCUUCCUCAUGUUUCCACUGAUGACUGCGUUGUCGGUGGCUACUCUGUCCCUAAAGGGACUCGCCUUAUGGUAAAUCUAUGGAAAAUUCAUCAUGAUCCUGAAGUAUGGACUGAUCCCUUUGAAUUCCAACCGGAAAGAUUCUUGACAAGCAACAAGGAAAUUGAUGUCAAGGGUAAGCAUUUCGAGUUGAUCCCUUUUAGCAGUGGUAGAAGAAUAUGCCCCGGAAUCACUUUUGCUCUUGAAGCAAUACAGUUGAUAUUGGCCAACAUGAUACAUGGAUUUGAGUUCCAAAAUCCAUCAAAUGAUAAGAUUGACAUGACUGAAAGCCCUGGAUUGUCAAAUGUCAAAGCUUCUUCGCUUGAGCUCCUUGUUUCUCCAAGACUGCCCCCACAUGUGUAUCGAGUGUCAAUUUAGGCCUUAAUGUACUGCGCAACUCCUGCUGCAGCACCAUUUGUAUCGUGAGCCUUUGCUAGACGAUAUCCUCUUUAUAUAAAAUAAAAACACCGUUUAUAACUUGUAAGUGUGUACAAGAUCUUAUACUACGCAUAUGAAAAGAUAACAAGCAUGCCAUGUAUUUUUAUCGUUAUGUAAAAGAAAUUUCAUAUAUAGUGAAAAGUUAUAUGUGAAUAAGGGGAAAUAA